UCCGCCAAGAACUCCGCGACGGGAGAACCCAUGGUGUACAAACUAGAACGGAGCCUCUACGGCCUAUCGCAGUUGCCUGCACUCUGGAACGACACCCUGGACGAAUCCCUCACGGUGUUCGGAUGGAAAAGGACUCAAUCCGACCCCUGCGUGUACGUGUAUACCAGCGGCAACAUCAUCGUGAUUCUCACGGUCUACGUAGACGACAUUCUCAUCACAGGAGGAGACCAGCAGCUCGUGGACCAGAAGAAGAAGGAGCUCACGGAUCGAUUCGAGAUGACCGACAUGGGAGAGGUAAAGCGGAUCCUCGGGAUCGACGUGCAGCGGGACUACGAGCAAGGAACCCUGGCCAUUUCACAGGAGCACUACGUGAACACACUUCUGGAGCGGUUCGGAAUGCAAGAGGCCAACCCAGUGCGUACUCCUGGAUAUGGAGCGGAAAUCUCCACGAAUCAACCUCAGGACCAAAUCCUAGGACCCACGGACAAGAAAAUCUACCAGUCGAUGACAGGAAGCAUCCUUUACCAGGCCCAGUGCACGCGAUUCGACCUCUCCUACGCAGCCCUUUAACUUUCCAAGGCCUGCAGCAACCCAGCGCAGGUGAACAUGACAGCAGCCAAGCACGUUCUGCGAUACCUUCGGGGUAAUCCGGUCCUUCCUAUCGUCUACAAGAGAGGACAGUUUCGGCUAGCGGCAUGUACGGAUUCAUCCUUCGGAGCAAACCCUGACAACGGAAGAUCUACCACGGGAUAUCUCUUCUUUCUGGCUGGAGGACUCAUCAGCUACGGUGCGAAGACUCAAACUCUAACCGCGCAAAGCACGGUCGAAGCCGAGAUUCAAGC
This is a messenger RNA of Ectocarpus sp. CCAP 1310/34, 842 nucleotides long. The record is from the annotation of a GenBank genome assembly. NCBI's taxonomy places the organism in Eukaryota, Phaeophyceae, Ectocarpales, Ectocarpaceae.